Symbiodinium sp. CCMP2456 is the source of this 822-nucleotide messenger RNA. The record is from the annotation of a GenBank genome assembly. Lineage: Eukaryota; Dinophyceae; Suessiales; Symbiodiniaceae.
AUGCAUACGGGUGCAUUCCAGGUCAAGUUGUCCAACGCUUACGAAAUCAUCGGCUACAUUCCAGGGGAGGGCCACAACCUGCAGGAAUUCUCUUCUGUCCUGGUGCGCGGAGGGCGUCGUAAAGAUCUUGUCGGAGUCAGGUACACUCUGUGUCGUGGUGCCCGUGAUUUGCAAGGAGUGCAGGGCAGGAGGACGUCACGAAGCAAGCAGAUGCCAAUUCUCCUUCAGGAUGUGCCUGACAAAACCAAGGUCUGUGCGAAUGGUAUGGCCGAUGCUCAGCUGCCGGGAUGGGUCACGGCAGAUGCGAAGCUGGUAUAUGUAUCAAGAUCCACUGGAAAAGAAAUGCCUGUGGUGGUGAAACAUGUGUCUAAUUCACAGAAAUCUGUUACCAUUGUUUUCGCUCGAGACGGAAAGUCCGAAAUGCAAGUUCCCUUCAUUCAGAUUCUGGGGGAGAAGAGCCCGCUGAAGCUUCCGGAUCUUCCGGAUCUUGAACUCCUCGAGGACGAGACGGAGAAGUUCUUCGACUCGAUGGAAGGCACGUGGUUCGGCAACACGCAGAACCUCGACCCAAAGGUGGCUUUGGGUUCCGACAAAGGCAAGUUUUCGUUCGAAGGGCCUGCCGCACCUCCCUUGAUGGAAGUCAUGAGCAGCCCAGAGAUGGAUGAAGCUCCACAGCGGAGGAAGAAGGAGGGCAAGAGACCGAAAGAAGCCAAAGAACUCCAGGACUCGCCACCUACGGAAAGAAAGAGGCGCAAAGAAGCCAAGGCGAAAGACGAUGGCAAAGCUGCCAAAAAGAAAAAGACAAAGGACAAAGACAAAUAG